AUGCUGUCAUCCCUCCAGGUCCAGCGUCGCCCCACCAGCAUCGAGUGGGAUGGCUGCGAUCCCCAGAAGCUCUACACCCUGGUUCUCACAGACCCAGAUGCUCCCAGUAGGAAGGACCCGAAGUUCAGAGAAUGGCACCACUUCCUGGUUACCAACAUGAAAGGCAACGAUGUGGGGAGCGGCACUGUGCUGUCUGAUUAUGUUGGCUCAGGACCUCCCAAAGGAACAGGGCUGCACCGCUACGUGUGGCUGGUGUACGAGCAGCCGAAACAGCUGAGCUGCAACGAGCCCAUCCUCUCUAAUCGCUCUGGUGACAAACGGGGGAAGUUCAAGGUGGCUUCUUUCCGCAGCAAGUAUGAGCUGGGGGUGCCGGUGGCUGGCACUUGCUACCAGGCGGAGUGGGAUGACUAUGUGCCGAAGCUCUAUGAGCAGCUCUCAGGAAAGUAGGCCGAGGGGACCUGAAGAAGCACUGUGC
Tauraco erythrolophus (red-crested turaco) is the source of this 475-nucleotide messenger RNA. The record is from RefSeq and is a predicted model, not a curated record. NCBI's taxonomy places the organism in Eukaryota, Metazoa, Chordata, Aves, Musophagiformes, Musophagidae.